AUCACAUACACAAGCACCAAACGUCGAAAGACCGAACCGCGUAUCAGGAAAAUUUGCAAAAUGAUUCAGUGACAUUGAGUUUGCUUGUUCUGAGGAAGCUGCUGUCGCGUGACUUGGCGAGGAAAUAAUACAAAAGAUGGCAUACCCACAGGGACCAUAUGAGCCUCCUCCACCUUACAAUCCCACAGCAGAGAACGUCCCACAAGGUCCAGGCUGGGGCCCACAACCACCUAAUGCACCUCCAGCAGUUCCAGGUUGGGCUCCACCACAAGUCCCCCACCAGGGCGCAGCGGUGUUUAAUCCAGAUGCUCAGAACUACGUGAAACAAGGAUCAACAUACUAUGCUGCAGGUGCCAACCCUGGACAAGGGGUGUAUUACCCUCCUCCAACACAGCCCCCUGCCCCUGCUGGUGGGUACUACCCGCAGCAACAGGGCUACGGUGCACCUAUGCCUCCACAAGGCGGGUACUACCCUGGACAGCCUGUGACGACAGCUCCUGGGUACUAUGGAGCAGCGGGUUACCCCAUGGGGGCCACAACUACCGUCGUACACGAGCGUCAAAAUGACAACCGUUGUGACGACCUCACCAAAUGCUGCCUGGGAACCUGCUGUCUCACUUGGCUGUGCUGCUGGCUCACUGACUGAAGGCCAUUGGGGGUCGCACGUCACUACCUACUCUGCUUCUAUCACCGCCGCAGCCACUUUGCAGGAACAAAGAAACUGAGUCGGAAGAUCUGUCAACCAAUCGAGGCUUCUAUUUUUUGAUGCGGACUCUCUUCCCCCACUCCGUAUUUCUCGGGUCGUGCCAUUGUUUUUCCAUUUGUGGCCACGUCGCUAGAGAUGUUCAAACUUGUCCCGGAUUGUGUUGUGUUCAUAGAACCAGUAUUAAAUUCUUAGCUGCACA
Messenger RNA from Ornithodoros turicata, 905 nucleotides. RefSeq names its product calcium-binding protein P-like. Lineage: Eukaryota; Metazoa; Arthropoda; Arachnida; Ixodida; Argasidae. The transcript is spliced from 4 exons. Bases 137 to 646 code for a protein of 169 amino acids. The record is from RefSeq and is a predicted model, not a curated record.